Halteromyces radiatus is the source of this 1614-nucleotide messenger RNA. RefSeq lists its product as uncharacterized. The record is from RefSeq and is a predicted model, not a curated record. The transcript is spliced from 3 exons. NCBI's taxonomy places the organism in Eukaryota, Fungi, Mucoromycota, Mucoromycetes, Mucorales, Cunninghamellaceae. The coding region runs from base 23 to 1585 and encodes 520 amino acids.
AAUCUUGUACAGACAUCAGCUAAUGUUUGAACCUUAUCGAACAUAUUACCCGGAAAAAAUUAACAAAAGUCUCAGUAGCAACAACAGAAGAGCACCCACUCUUGUUAGCUCGAAUUCAUUGUAUUCAAGGAAAAAAAAGGAUAAACGUGAUAGCAUUGCCCAUCUAGACAUUAUUUCUCCAUCACCAUUCAGGUCAACAUAUUUAAAACGAACGACAACAACUGAUAAACCAAGGACAAAGGAUCGUGCCAAGUCAUUUCGAUCAACAGCCAAUCGUUACCAUCGUUUAGAUCAUCAUUAUUCCAAAAACUCCCUGUCAUCAAAAAAGAUACCCAACAACACCAAAUACAACAAGUCUGUCUAUCACCUUACUGAUGAAGUAUCAAGUUUAAGCAAAAUGUCCUUUGAUAAAGAUACAUUGGAUACUUUUUGUUUCCAUUGGCCUGCAAUGCAUUGUUAUGUCCUUGUUCGUAUCUUGCCACACUCGAUUGCCAUCCUACCGAUUAGAACAAGACUGGCCUUUUUAUAUUUUUGUCAUGCUCCUCGUCCUCGUCAACCAUCAUUUGCCUCUUUUCAAAACCAGCAACAACAACAACAACAACAACAACAACAACAAAAUAGUCGACGACUUCAAACAGUAUUUCAAUCUUGGAAGCACACUCUUGCCUUCAACGAUUCAUCUUCCUCUUCUAGCGAUGAUGAUUCUUCUGCUGUUGAUCAUUCAUCAUCUACCUAUUCUUCAUAUCUUGAACGCCCCUCUUCAUUUCGACAACAUAAAAUGGAAUCUAAACCUAUGUACACCAACAAUGCAAGACAUGCAUAUAAGCGAUCACUCUCUUCCACCUCUAUCGACAACAACUUGAAUGAUGCAGUGACUUUGACCGAUGUUUUGAAAGAUCAUCGUACCAGUGACGUAUGUUGGAUUCAUGCUUCUUGUAAACUCCAGCCACAGACGAAUGACGACGACAAGAACAACAAGUUUGUGGUUUUGCGAUCCAAGCGUACAACUCUUGAACUCAAGGCACGAUGUUUUUCGGAGAAAAAAAUGUUUAUCAACCUUUUCAAACUGAAUCAACAACUUUCCUCAAAAGCUUCAUCACCAUCACUAUCUCGACGGAUCAUCAAGCAAAACAACUUGAUCGAACAACUAGAAAUACGAAAUAAAGCAGCGAUGACUCAAUGUAUGGAAUUGAUGGAACAAAUCGACAAACAUAAAACCGAUAUUAUACAGUAUCAAACAAAAUGCGAUCACUUGGAUGGACAAUUGGAAACACUUUUACAAUCGGUUCAAUACCAAAAGGAACAGCAUGGGGAUUUUGAAGAUAUGGAACACUCGAUCAGGACUGUGCAAGAUGAAUUGACGUCUCAUAUGGACGCUUUUAAUAAGUUACAUCAACACAUUCUUACUCGUCACGCUGGGAAGACCGCAUCUUUCUCCUGGAUACUGGAAAAUUCAUUUAGACACCUGGAUCGGUUCCAAUACAUUCAUUCAUCUAACAAUGGUACUCUACAUCUUUGCAUCGGGAUUGGUAUUGGACUCUUGGCUACCUUGUUGACUCUCAUCUUUGGGUAUCAUUAUAGCUGAUGUUUAGUUUAUUUUAUGCAACCUAGACA